UGGGACAAAUGGAUGCUCAAGCUGUGUGGAACCACCCCCUCGUUAGGCUGAGUAGAUGAAGAGAUACCUGUCCUCCUCUUCCCUUUACUCCAAAGAAAGCUGGGACAGAUUGAAUAACCGUUGUGUACCAUAUCAUUUGAUAUGCACGUAUAUUCAGUGCUCAGUGUGGGUAGGAAGCUCUUCUCUACAAGACAAUCAAAUGAUUACAGCACACACCUCUUCCUGAGUGCUUCCGCAUCGGUAAAGGAAUAUGAGUGAUAGCGUGCACUCCGUUUACUCUCAGAGAACCGCAUUCAUCAUUCAUGAACAGAUCAUUAUUGUCUCUUGUCUAGGUAUAUCUGUAGUCCAAUGAAACCAUUGAUGUAAGCUACAGAUGUUACUGAUAGUCCACCUGAUGCUGUGCCAGUCAAGCAUCACACUAUGGCUCCUACUAAGUUCCUACUGAUAUGCUCGGAGGAUUAAGGAUAGCCUUUAUUCCUGAACGCAGUUCCUAGUUGAGAUGUUCGCAUCCCGGUUGGGGACUUAGGAAGGAGGAAGUGGAUUUGAAAGAGAAAAGACUACAAAUCCCAGCCAGCCUUGAAACUACUGCAGACCCAUGUGACACCUGGAUGUAUUCGCUCCUCAAGGACUUAUGGUCAGAGUUGUCAGCGAGCGGAGCUGUAAGUUGAGUCUUCGUCUGGCAGCGGAGUUUAUCCAUCCUGUUUGACCCAUCUCUUUCUGCCACUCACCCUAUGUUUGCUGUCGAAGGUCUAGCGUUAGAAGGUAUCAAGAGGAGUACAGCAUGGACUCCACCAACGCCCAGGUGCAGGUGGAGUUCUAUGUGAAUGAAAAUACCUUCAAGGAGAGGCUGAAGCUGUUCUUCAUCAAGAACCAAAGAUCAAGCUUGAGGAUCCGACUGUUCAACCUGUCCCUGAAGCUGCUGACCUGCGCCCUGUACGUCCUGAGGGUCUACCUGGAGGAGUCUCCGCCCGACGGUGAGACCAGUGCGAACUGCACAAACAGCAGUCUGAGCAGUUCGGACGACUCUCCGGAAAUCAAGUGGGAGUUGAUCUUCUGGGUGAAAAGAAGGACCCCUGUGUGGGGGAUACAGGUGACCGUGGCCUUAAUCAGCUUCCUGGAGACCAUGUUGAUCACAUACCUCAGCUACAAGGGGAACAUUUGGGAGCAGAUCUUCCAGAUGUCCUUCAUACUGGAGAUGAUCAACACGGUGCCAUUCAUAAUCACAAUCUUCCACUAUCCACUGAGGAACAUAUUCGUUCCCGUGUUCCUCAACUGCUGGUUGGCCAAGUGCGCCCUGGAGAACAUGAUAAAUGACCUGAACCGGGCCAUCCAGAGGACGCACUCUGCCAUGUUCAACCAGGUGCUCAUCCUCAUCUGCACCCUGCUGUGUCUGGUGUUCACCGGGGCCUGUGGCAUCCAGCACCUGGAGCGGGCGGGGAAGCACCUGUCCCUGUUCAAGUCCUUCUACUUCUGCAUCGUCACCUUCUCCACCGUGGGCUACGGAGACGUCACCCCCCAGAUCUGGCCCUCGCAGCUGCUGGUGGUCUUCCUCAUCUGUGUGGCGCUGGUGGUGCUCCCUCUGCAGUUCGAGGAGCUGGCCUACCUGUGGAUGGAGAGGCAGAAGUCAGGGGGGAACUACAGCCGGCACCGCGCCCAGACGGAGAAGCACGUGGUGCUGUGCGUCAGCUCUCUGAAGAUAGACCUGCUCAUGGACUUCCUCAACGAGUUCUACGCCCACCCCAGGCUGCAGGACUACUACGUGGUGAUCCUGUGCCCUACGGAGAUCGACAUCCAGGUGCGGCGCAUCCUGCAGAUCCCGCUGUGGUCCCAGAGGGUCAUCUACCUGCAGGGCUCCGCGCUCAAGGACCAGGACCUCAUGAGGGCCAAGAUGGACGAUGCAGAGGCUUGCUUCAUCCUGAGCAGCAGGAAUGAAGUGGACCGCACGGCUGCAGACCACCAGACUAUCUUGAGAGCUUGGGCAGUGAAGGACUUUGCUCCAAACUGUCCUCUCUACGUCCAGAUCCUCAAACCGGAGAACAAGUUCCAUGUGAAAUUUGCGGACCACGUGGUGUGUGAGGAGGAGUUCAAGUACGCCAUGCUGGCGCUGAACUGCGUGUGUCCCGCCACGUCCACGCUGGUGACCCUGCUGGUGCACACCUCGCGCGGACAGGAGGGACAGAUGUCCCCGGAGCAGUGGCAGAGGACCUACGGCCGUUGCUCGGGCAACGAGGUCUACCACAUCAACCUGGCCGACAGCAAGUUCUUCGGAGAAUACGACGGGAAGAGCUUCACCUACGCAGCCUUCCACGCCCACAAGAAGUGCGGCGUGUGCCUGAUCGGCGUGAAGCGCGAGGACAACAAGAGCAUCCUGCUGAACCCGGGCCCACGCCACAUCAUGGCGGCCGCCGACACCUGCUACUACAUCAACAUCACCAAGGAGGAGAACUCGAACGUCACCUUCAAGGAGGAGGAGAAGCACAGCAAGGGCAUGUCCGUCUCCGGCCUGUACGACGCGCCCUCCCGGGGGCUGCCCGUGCACAGCAUCAUCGCAAGCAUGGUUGAUCAGGCGACCGCUUAUGGAACAGUGGCCAUCGAUCUGCAGAACCCUGACCCCCCCGAAGACACCAGCAAGCUGGCGCCCCCCACGGAGAACGGUGGUGGGGGGGGCAGCCGACGGCCCAGCAUAGCCCCCGUGCUGGAGAUCGCAGACUCCUCCGCCAUCCUGCCCUGCGACAUGCUCAGCGACCAGCUGGAGGACGAGACCAACCAAUCAGACGAGGAGGGCUCCGUGGGCUCGGACUUUGUGAAGGGCUACCCCCCCAACUCCCCUUACAUCGGGAGCUCCCCCACCCUGUGCCACCUGCUGCCCCAGAAGGCCUCGUUCUGCUGCCUGCGUCUGGACAGGGGCUGUACUCACAGUAGCUUCGAGGACGCCAAGGCCUACGGCUUCAAGAACAAGCUGAUCAUCGUGUCGGCGGAGACGGCGGGGAACGGCCUGUACAACUUCAUCGUCCCCCUGAGGGCGUACUACCGCCCCCGCAAGGAGCUCAACCCCAUCGUACUACUGCUGGACUACCCGCCAGAUAACCACUUCCUGGAGGCCAUCUGCUGCUUCCCAAUGGUGUACUUCAUGGCGGGCACCAUCGAUAACCUGGACAACCUCCUCCAGUGUGGGAUCAUCUACGCUGACAACCUGGUGGUGGUGGACAAGGAGAGCACCAUGAGCGCAGAGGAGGACUACAUGGCCGACGCAAAGACCAUCGUCAACGUGCAGACCAUGUUCAGGUUGUUCCCCAGCCUCAGCAUCAUCACAGAGCUCACCCACCCGUCCAACAUGCGCUUCAUGCAGUUCCGGGCUAAGGACUGCUACUCGCUGGCUCUGUCCAAGCUGGAGAAGAUCGAGCGUGAUAAGGGCUCCAACCUGGCCUUCAUGUUCCGCCUGCCCUUCGCCGCCGGGCGGGUGUUCAGCAUCAGCAUGCUGGACACCCUGCUGUACCAGUCUUUUGUCAAGGACUACAUGAUCCCCAUCGCCCGGCUGCUGCUGGGGCUGGACACCACGCCUGGGUCCGGGUACCUGUGUGUGAUGAAGGUGACGGAGGAGGACCUGUGGAUCCGGACCUACGGCCGUCUGUUCCAGAAGCUGUGCUCCUCCAGCGCUGAGAUCCCCAUCGGGAUCUACCGCACAGAGUCACACAUGUUCUCCACCUCCGAGAACAGAGGUCGCUUCCCGAAGUCCGAGGUGUCCAUCAACGUGGAGGCGGGCACUGAGCCGCGGUCGUCGGGGGAACACCGGCCCUCCGGCGACAGCUGGAAGGAGAAGACGGCGCACCGCAACUCCACCACCAGCGAGCAGCCGGAGCACACGCUGCUGCGCAGGAAGAGCAAGCAGUGGGCGCGCCGCCUCAGCAGGAAGACGCCCAAGCCGGCCAGCCGCGCCGAGCGCAUCUCCCAGCAGCGGCUCAGCCUGUACCGCCGCUCCGAGAGGCAGGAGCUGUCGGAGCUGGUGAAGAACCGCAUGAAGCACCUGGGCCUGCCCACCGUGGGCUACGAGGAUGUGUCUAACCUUACUGCGAGCGAUGUCAUGAACAGGGUAAAUCUAGGAUAUUUGCAAGAGUUGCAGGCCAUUUCAGAACACCCAUACACAGAGAGGACCCGAGCGCCAGGGGGACAAGCAGAUGAGAUGAACGACCACCAGAACACGCUGUCCUACGUGCUCAUCAACCCUCCGCCGGACACCCAGCUGGAGCUGAACGACAUCGUGUACAUCAUCCGGUCCGACCCGCUGGCCCACAUGCCGGACGAGACACCGGUGGGCCCGGCCCCGGGGACCAGGAACCAGCAGGAGUUCGGCACCAAGACCAGAGACGAGACCCACCUCUGAGCCGUCGGACCCCCACCCCGGGGCCCCGCUCAGACGGAGACGCCACGGAGAGAACACGACGCUGAAGCGCCGGUCCCGGACACUUUGAAUUUGUUCCCCAUCCCAGAUUGAGGCGGGGCGACCCCUGGGAGGAAGGCGUGUUCUUGGAUUCUGGCCUUAAAGCACGAGGAGUCGCGUGUGCGUGUGCGUGUGUCGGUGUGUGUGUGACUGUGUGUGUGGUGGUGAGACGUCGAUGUAACUGAGCUGCUAGUGAAGGAUGAAGAGUGCCUCGUCAUCAUCACCACCCCGUUCCUUUUGACUCUCGAAAAAAGUCUCACACUAAAUGACGCACCUUGACCGGUCGAUCAGUCACUCACCUGGUGACCCACCUCAGUCAUGUUACAUUCUCUCCACCUCCGCCCCUCGCUCCUAAAGGAGAACCAGACAGGUUGUUUUGCAUUGAUGGCUCCCCAGAGGUUAGACACAUGCUAGUGGACAACCCCUAAUGGGCAAACAUGCUACUGUGGGCACAUGAACCUGUAAUGGGCCCACAGAGAGGUUCAACACAUGCCACUGCAGGCUUAUUAACCCCAUGGGCCCACAUGGUUCCUGGUCGCCUGCUGAUUAAGAGUUGAUGCGACAUACCUGUCUUCUGCUUACUCAAAUGAACUGAAGGGCGUUUAGAGAAGGAAUACAACCCGACUCACCUCAAUUACGCACAUUAUUAACACACUCAAUAAAAGACAUUAUCACUCAACUCACCCUAUUAUCAAACUCAAUAACUCACCUUAUCACUCUCAUAAAUCACCUUAUCACUCUCAAUAACUCACCCUAUUACUCUACAGAGCUCACCUUCUGAUCACUCUGAAUAGCCCAAGUUAAACCCGCUCACCCAAACACUAAUAAUAACUCACCUUACUACUUUCCAGACUCUCCAACUGAUAACUCACCAACACAACGUAGAGCGACGUGUUAUACAUAAAAAAAAAACAUCCAAAGCAAAAAAGAAGCAAUGUAAGCUUUGUUUUGUAACCUGCAUGUACUCCCGGUCCGUAUUCCCUGGGCUCCGUCUCGUGUUUUAGAGGAGGCUCAGGAGACAACAGUUUAUAUCAUGUGGGAGAAUCGUAUCGGUGAACAUAGAGCGCCUUUCAAGUGUGGAAGUGAGAUGGGAUUGUGAUAUGCAAAUAGACCCUAGUUUAAGAAUAACUGUAGGCAUCCCAAGUGGCUCACUGUAAAUUCAUAACAUAGUUGUGACAUUUUUAUAAAAAAAAGUGAGUUAAUAUCUAACGCACAGGAUCAGAAAGGCCAAUUGUUAGAUGUUAAACUAAAGCCUUAAUAUCAGAGAAUUAAAAAAGAUAAAAGUAUUAAUAGAAUGGAUUUAAACUAUUAUAAACUAUUUUAAACGUUCUUUGGACCCUAGAUGAUAACACCAGGUAAUAGUUCCUUUGUGGACUAUCAAAGGACUAUUAACUAUUACUUACUAUACUAAGUUACUAUGCUACUGAAGUCUAUGGAAAGGAUGUCAGAAGUCCAGCGGGGAAACUGUUGAAUGGAAGUCCUCCAUAUCAUAUAGGGAAACUCCAAUACGUUUGAGGUAAUAACCUUCUCCAUAUCAUAGUUAUCAGAUCAAAAUAACUACAUUUUCUAGAGAAAUUCAUAUAUUUCUACAUGUUAAAAGUUGGCAAAUGAAAAAAAUGUAUCCGAUUUUUAUUUAUAUAUUGAUUUAUAUAACUGUAUUGGUUCUUGUUUGGACAGAUUGUUUUAUCACCGUGUUAAAAAACUUUGUUUUAAUCUCUAUGAGCACAAUUUCUACGAUGUAACGGCGUCGUGAAUUAUUUUUCACGGUUGAGAUGGAGUUUAGUGUAAAAGAUUGUUGAAUUUAUUUAUUGUAAAUGUACACAUUUGUAUCUAUUCGUGCAUCAUAUGCCUCAUAUCUAGCUUUGUAAAUAUAUCGCCAACUCGUUAUUUGCCACACCACCAACUUUGUCCUCACAUGGUUGUACAGAAUAUUUAUUAUUUAAAUCGGGCAAAGGAAUAGUUUACUUCUGAAUAUCUUUAUAACGCCAUUUUCUAACUCUUCGAUUACGUAACGUUGCAGUGUGCCUGGUCUGCCCAAACGGUUUUGCACGGAGUGACAGAAAACGUCCACGUCCAUCAGUGACCCUUGAGAUCCAAUGUUAGAGGCAACGGCUUGAGGGGGAGACUGUGUCCAUGUACGAUCAUUCAAGCCUUUCUGUUGAAUUCGAUGCUUUCCAUUCAACAAAGCGAAGUUUUAACGUGUUCCAGAGCGACAUAACAUCAUCACCCUUUCGUUUGACCUGUGGGUCGCGUUUAGGUUUAGGAGGUUGACGAAAACAGAACUUGAACUACUUUUGCACUACGCUCUGUUUGGGGGACGAACAGAGUGAACAGCAUGACCCUUUAAUCUGAAUCUAGACGUAUAUCUAGACUUAUUCAACCGUCCCUAUGAACGGUCCCACCUGACAGCCGAGUGGCGGACUAAUCCUCCCUAUACGCGGCUGUGAGUCCCAGCGACGAACAGACGCAGAACGCUAGAGACCCACGCUAAGGUGUUUGUCGUUUUCACUGUUGUCGCUACUUGUCUUUGACUGUAUAUAUAUAUAUAUAUAUAUACACACACGGUAUGCGGUACACCUGGUGACAGGAUGUUUACAGGUCCAGCGAAGACGGAGCAUGACCUCAUCACGACGAGGACGGACGCCUCGUCAUGUGACCGGGAGCAGCCUGGGCUAUAACCCCCACAACCCCUGACCCCAUCUGAUUAACCCAUCAAGCCAUACGGGCCAAACUUCCUUAGAGUAUCCUAUCUAUAGGGGCAUGCAAACACUAAAGAGCAUGUUUUGAUAUACAGCCUGCCAAGAACGACAUGUCGGUCUCUACCGUGGACCACGGCUACUGCUUGUGUUUUAUAACCUUGUCCUCUGAUACUUCGUAUUACCAUGGAUGCACUGUGCAUGCCGUGUGGUUGUGUGUCCCCAUGUUUACCUUUCUCCCCAUCAUGUUUCUAAGUCAUCGUUCAAAGGGUUGAUCAUUUUGUACUAUUUAUAUGAAGUCGGUGCACUUCACAUUACAAGCAGAACAUGAACAAAUAAAAAGCUGCAUGCAGCCGUAUAUAUUGAACAAAAAAUGAUAUUUUAUGUAUUUCCUCCUUCGAGUGACAUGAUCAACAUUAAAAUCAUCAAGUGAAUA
Molecule: messenger RNA, 7570 nt
Organism: Gadus morhua (Atlantic cod)
Lineage: Eukaryota; Metazoa; Chordata; Actinopteri; Gadiformes; Gadidae
Gene: kcnt1b
Product: potassium sodium-activated channel subfamily T member 1b
Exons: 35
Coding region: 782-4381 (1199 amino acids)
Biological process (GO): potassium ion transmembrane transport
Cellular component (GO): plasma membrane
Molecular function (GO): outward rectifier potassium channel activity; intracellular sodium-activated potassium channel activity
Source: RefSeq, a predicted model, not a curated record